Pungitius pungitius (ninespine stickleback) is the source of this 3995-nucleotide messenger RNA. It is a transcript of the gene fbxl5, whose product is annotated as F-box and leucine-rich repeat protein 5. The record is from RefSeq and is a predicted model, not a curated record. Bases 71 to 2167 code for a protein of 698 amino acids. The transcript has 11 exons. Gene Ontology annotation, biological process: intracellular iron ion homeostasis; SCF-dependent proteasomal ubiquitin-dependent protein catabolic process. NCBI's taxonomy places the organism in Eukaryota, Metazoa, Chordata, Actinopteri, Perciformes, Gasterosteidae. Gene Ontology annotation, molecular function: protein binding. Gene Ontology annotation, cellular component: SCF ubiquitin ligase complex.
CCACGCCUCCUGGUUUGAGGGGUAUCUGCGGCUGUGUGGCUGACGGACUGAGGUUACUGUGUGUGUAAAGAUGGCUCCCUUUCCGGACGAGGUGGAUGUUUUUACUGGCCCACACUGGCGAAUGAAGCAACUGGUGGGCCUUUACUGCGAAAAGCUGUCAAAAACCAACUUCUCCAACAACAAUGAUUUCCGCUCAUUUCUUCAGUCCCUGUGCGCCACCUUCAAGGAGUUCAAGAUGCACGAACAAAUCGAGAACAAGUACAUCAUCGACCUGUUGCAGCAGCGCUGCUGCACCGUGUACAACGUGCACUCCGACAACAAGCUCUCAGAGAUGUUGUCCCUCUUCGAAAAGGGGUUGCACAACGUCAAGAGUGAAUACGAGCAGCUUAACUACGCCCGGCAGCUGAAGGAGCGACUAGAAGCUUUCACACAGGACUUUCUGCCCCACAUGAAAGAGGAAGAAGAGGUGUUUCAGCCGAUGCUCAUGCAGCACUUCACCUACGAGGAGCUCAAGGACAUCAAGAAGCAGGUGAUCGCGCAGCACUGCAGCCAGAACCAAUGGGACUGUGCCGCCGAGGUGCUGAAGGGCUUCAGCUUGUGGAGCCAGGCGGAGGAGCUGCAGAAGGCCUUUAAGUACGCCGACCACGAGAAGACCGAUUACGACCUGGAAAAGAAGAGGAAUUCGUCAACCCACAUUUCCCAGCUUCCUACUGAAAUCAUGCUGAGGCUCUUCCAGUAUUUGGGCCCCGAACACCUGUGUCGCUGCAGUCAGGUGUGCAGCUCCUGGUCCGACUUGGCCAAGACCGGCUCCCUGUGGAGACACCUGUACCCCGUCCACUGGGCCAGAGGUGAUUAUUACAGAGGCCCCCCGGGGGACCUGGACCAGGAGCCGGAUGACGAGUGGGUGAAGAGUCUGCAGAACGAGGGGCGGGCCUAUCAGGAGUGGGACGAGGACGCCGACGUCGACGAGUCUGACGAGUCGAGCCUCACAACGAGCUCCCUGGCGAUCGACACCGCUCAGCGGGAGAAGAGGCUUCUGGACGGGAUCAUCCAGAACCUUCUCCCGGCCGUGGGCCCGUCCGUCAGGUCCAUCGUUCUGGCGUACAGCUCUACGGUCUCGAGUAAAAUGCUGCGCCAGAUCCUCAGCCUCUGCCCCAACAUCACUCACCUGGACCUGACCCAGACCGAUGUGACCGAUUGUGCGUUUGACAGCUGGUCGUCUCUCGGCGCUUGUCUCUCCCUGGAGCACCUGGAUCUGUCGGGGUGCGAGAAGAUCACCGACCACACCCUGAAGAAGCUCUCCGUGGGGCUCGGCGACCUCACCUCCUCCAGCUGCUUCGACCGGCGCUCGGACCGGCGGGCCAAGCUCCUCAAGAGCUCCCCCAUCGCCAUCACGCUGACGGAGGAGAGGAACCUGCAUCCGGCGGAGGCGCCGUGGCGGCGGCGGCGGCGCCAGGCCCUCGUUUUCAAGCCGGGGGCCGACCGCCCCCCGACGCAAGUGUGGGUCCUGAGCCCCUCGGACCUCGCCGACAUCGAGGACGCGGCGGAGUGGGGCCGGCGCGGCGGGGUGUCCGUCCCCGUGGAGACGCAGCUGGAGGGGAGCUCGUGCUGCUGCAGGAGCAGCGGCGGGAGGCGCGGCGGGCACAGGACCGGCUCCGGCGCCUCCUUCCUGCAUCAGCAGUACGCCAGCGUGCCGGGGGAAAUGUUCUGCGGUCACUCCACCUGCUGCGCCGGCGACGCGCCCCUCAGGACUUUUGCCGGGCCGCGGCGCGAGCCCGGCGCCAGCAGGAGCGGCGCCGCAGAGUUUCGGACUAAAUGCUCCUCUUUCGGGGGCCUGCGGUGCCCGGAGCGGGACAACAGGACUGAGCGGUCCGAGGCCACGCGCCCGCUGAGGUUUCUCAGUCUCUCCGGAUGUUAUCAAGUCACAGACCUGGGCCUGAGGGCCGUGUCGCAGCGGGGAGGGCUUCCUUUCCUGGAGCAUCUCAACUUGUCGGGCUGCCUCUUCAUCACUGAGGUGGGGCUGCGGGAACUGGUGUCCGCCUGUCCUUCCCUCAAUGACGAGCACUUCUAUUACUGCGACAACAUCAACGGUCCUCACGCCGACACGGCCAGCGGCUGCCAGAACCUGCAGUGUGGCUUCAGGGCCUGCUGCCGCUCCGGAGAGUGACCCGGCCUCCGGCGCCCUCCUCCAAGCAAAUAAUUACACCGCUCUCUUAUUAUUGCACUUUAUCCUGGGAAUACCGGUUUCUGUAAAUCUGUCACUUCAAAAAUGUUUCUGGAUGAAACUGUAAUUAUUAUUUUUUUCCUCUUGUCAUUUUCAUUUCCAUCUAUAUUAAAUGGGAAUAAUCUUCAUAGGAAAGGAAAACACAAAGGUGUAGUGAUGGAUUUGAAGUGUAUAUUCUCUUUUUCGUUGGGUUAUAAAAAAAUAAACUAGUGAAGCGUAACCAGCAAGUACUUUGUUUUCUGUGAUCAAACCAUGUUUAUUUUCUCACUGAGUUGGUUAAUUCUUAUUCUCCCUCUGCCAUGUGCUCUGUAGUUUGAUUUAUCCUCUCAGCAACAUGCGCUCAUCAUCAGUUAAUAAACACGUUCAUUUAUCGGAGAGGAAAAAUUAAAGCUGACGGUCAAAAUGAACUUUGUUACUUUGACGAUUGCUUCACUGUUGAUGUUGACACGGUAACCAUUCAAUUAAGAAAAGGAUGACCACCACGCGAAACCACCAACACAGAUUUGAUUUGAUUUAUUUUUUUAUUUUCUAUAUGACCUCCAAUAUUGAGGCAAAUAAGUGGACCAAUGUCCACGUGAGUCGGAUUUUUAAUACAUGCAUUUCACCGAAAGGGGAAUAAAUCCAUAUAAUAUAUAAUAAAUCCAGAAUAAAGACCUAUAUUCUGUUUGGGGAGCAGAACAUAAUAUAUAUAUAUAAAAAAAAAAUUGACCCUACAUAUUUUGACUUUUUUCACAAUAUUUUUUUCCCAUGACAUGACUGGAAUGAUCUUAGAUGGAGCAACCUACACGUCCCUGUCACUAAUGCCAAAUGCCCCAAAUUUCUGUACUUUAAACCGUAUCUGGGUUCAACCCUCAAGGGACAUGGUGGCUCUUCCUAAAUCCUUUUUUAGUUUUGGGUAACUGACAUUUAUAAAAAAUCAUAAUGGGAUAUUGCCCCAGAGACGGAUUGGUGCAUCUUGGAGGAUCAACCAUGCUUUUCAUCCUUCCUGCAUUGGUAAAGGCUCCUUCUUGCACCCCUACACUACCAGUCCUGGUCACAUUUUGGCAACUUUGAUUCUCCUAUUUAACCUUGAGCAUGUGAGUUAAACUUUAAAACUCUUUUAAAUGCUAUUUCCACAUCUGGGCUUGAACCCACAGCCUUCAAGUGCAGUGCAGGCUUAUGUCAGCAGCUCUUCCUCUGUGCUACUUCACCACACACUAACCAACCCUUUGAUUGUUGUAUUUAACCUUGAGAUUGCUACUCAAAACUGAAGUAAAGCCAAAGGCUCAAACCCAAGACUGGGCUUGAACCCACAACCUACAGGGCAAGGAUUGCUACUCAAACCUCAAAACUCUUUCAAAGCAGAAGUGAUGUCUGCAUGAAGGGGCAUGAACCCACAACCUCAGACAGCAGGUUGGAGCCUGCAGCCCUUCAGUUGUUCCCUUGUGCUAUUCAAGCACAUGCCUCAUUGGGUCCGUUUCUCAUAUUAGACCUUGGGAUUGUUUACUAAACCUCAAAACUGUUUCAAAGUUUACAGUUUGAAGCCCUGACUGCAACCAAACCCUCCUUCUGAGAGAGCAGGUUUGAACUGAGGAUCCUCCACACUUCAGCCUUCCUGCUAUCUCCCUGCACUGUUCCACCACACACCUGUUGAUGCUUUUGAAUCCAACCUCAAUUCUCAUAGAUUCUCAGGCUGGAAUCCACAACCGUUCCAUACCGUUAUAAUAGAAUUGCAGGUCAAGUAAAGUCAUAUAAUGGCAUUUCUAAUAAAGCCCUAGUUGAUUUCACUACU